Penicillium cosmopolitanum is the source of this 2658-nucleotide messenger RNA. RefSeq lists its product as uncharacterized. NCBI's taxonomy places the organism in Eukaryota, Fungi, Ascomycota, Eurotiomycetes, Eurotiales, Aspergillaceae. Bases 1 to 2658 code for a protein of 885 amino acids. The transcript has 3 exons. The record is from RefSeq and is a predicted model, not a curated record. Gene Ontology annotation, molecular function: protein binding.
AUGCUAUUACGUAUUCCACACGUACAAGAUUUGCAUGUCACCAACCCUGUCGAUGAUAAAGAACGUAUCGAGGAUACCAAGGGCGGUCUACUCAAAGACUCAUAUCGCUGGAUUCUAGACAACAAAGAAUUCAAACAAUGGCAAGACAGCGAGAGAAAUCGCCUUCUCUGGAUUAGGGGGGAUCCUGGUAAAGGCAAGACGAUGCUCCUAUGUGGUGUCAUCGAUGAGUUGACGCGAUUGUAUGGGGAUAAUGCGAGUAUCUCGUUCUUUUUCUGUCAGGCUACCGACAUGCGGAUCAACAGCGCUACGUCUGUCCUGAGGGGGUUGAUAUAUUUACUUGUCAAGAAUCAUCCAUCUCUUCUCCACCAUGUGCGAUCUCGGUACGACUAUGCAGGAAAGACCCUCUUUGAGGAUGUCAAUGCAUGGAACGCACUGUCAACAAUCUUCAGGGACAUUCUAAACAACCCGACACUGCAGAUGACUUAUUUGGUUAUUGAUGGUUUAGAUGAGUGCACCGAUGGGCUCUGUUUCCUUCUAGACUUAAUUGUCCAGGAAUCAUCAGUCAAUCCACAGAUAAAGUGGGUUGUUUCUAGCCGCAACUGGCUUGAAAUCACUGAGCGGCUUGACAUUGCUACCCAGCUAGCUCCGAUCUCAUUGGAGCUGAACGAGGCGUCUGUAUCUGAAGCAGUGAAUCAAUUUAUUCAACAUAAAGUUUACGAAUUGGCAAAAGCGAGAAGAUAUAGCGAUAAAACUCGCGAUAGCGUUCAUUCCUACCUAUCAUCAAACUCGCAAGAUACCUUCCUCUGGGUGGCCUUGGUGUGCCAGAAUCUUGAAAAGAUACGAACCAAUGUGAUCAAGAAGCUAAAAUCAUUUCCUCCUGGGUUGGAGGCUCUAUAUGGUCGAAUGAUUGGCCAGGUUCGCGAAUCUGAAGAUGCCGAGCUCUGCAAGGAGAUACUGGCAAUCAUGUCAACAAUUUUUCGGCCUAUUACGCUACACGAACUGACUUCAUUGAUUGAGCUACCGGACGACGACUACGAUGACGUUGUUUCUCUUGAAGAGAUAAUCGCAAUCUGUGGAUCUUUUUUAACAGUUCGGGGACACACUAUUGUGUUUGUUCAUCAGUCUGCAAAGGAAUUUUUACUCAAGGAAGCACUCAGUGAGAUCCUUCCUAGAGGUAUAGAGGCUGAACACGACAUGAUAUUUAGACGAUCUCUCGACUUUAUUUUCAAGACACUUCAACGUGAUAUCUGGAACAUCAAAUUACCUGGACUCCAUAUGAAGGAUAUCUGCAAACCUAGCCCAAACCCACUAGCAGUGGUGGAAUACUCAUGUGUUUACUGGAUGGACCAUCUUGAAGCUAGCCUGCUUAAUGGAGCUUGUGAGCUGGGAGUUUAUAACAGAGGUCGCGUAGAUACUUUUCUGCAGCAUAAAUUCCUCCACUGGCUCGAAGCUCUUCGUAUUUUGGGAAGUGUUUUGGAUGGUAUCCAAGUGAUGCAAAAGCUCGAGAUUUUGAUUGAGAAGAGAAAAGAGUCAGUAAUGCUAUUGAAUCGAGCUCGAGACGCCUCUAGGUUUAUUCGAUAUCACAAGACAGCUAUUGAGAGCAGUCCUUUGCAGGUUUACUGUUCACCUCUUAUCUUCAGCCCACUAAAAAGUCUCGCAAGGAUAUCUUUUCAGGAUGAGAGAGCAGACUGGGUCUUGAAUCAUCCUGUGGUAGAGGAAAACUGGAGUCCCUGUCUUCAAACUCUUGAGGGCCACAAAGAUGCGGUCUGGUCGAUUUCCUGGUCGCCAGAUGGACGGCGACUCGCAUCAGCGUCUUUUGAUAAGACAGUCAGGAUCUGGGAUCCCGCUACCGGCCAGAGUAUAUCAACUCUCGAUGGGCAUAGCGAGGGCGUCACGUCGAUUGCCUGGAUCUGGGAUCCAGCUACCGGCCAGAGCAUAUCAACCCUGGAGGGGCAUAGCGAGGGCGUCACGUCGAUUGCCUGGUCGCCAGAUGGAAGCCGACUCGCAUCAGCGUCAAUUGAUAGGACAGUCAGGAUCUGGGAUACGGCUACCGGCCAGAGUGUAUCAGCUCUCGACGGGCAUAGCGAGGGCGUCACGUCGAUUGCCUGGUCGCCAGAUGGAAGCCGACUCGCUUCAGCGUCUGGUGAUAAGAUAGUCAGGAUCUGGGAUCCGGCUACCGGCCAGAGCAUAUCAACUCUCGAUGGGCAUAGUAGCUCGGUCACAUCGAUUGCCUGGUCACCAGAUGGAAGCGGACUUGCAUCAGCGUCUUAUGAUAAGACAGUCAGGAUCUGGGAUCCGACUGCUGGCCAGAGCGUGUCAAAUCUUCCUAUCAGCUUCGUCGACUCUCUUCAAUUCGACAACGAUGAUAUCAAUCUUCUGCACACAAAAAACAGAACAUAUGACAUAGGUUCGAAAGGCCCGAUGACGCCUGUGUCUGACGACUUCAUCUCGCCGCUUAAGCAGUAUGUAUACGGAUUAAGCCAGGAACGUUCCUGGAUAACCUGUAAUGGACUGAAGCUGUUGUGGCUACCUUCAGAAUAUCGCCCAAGUUCUUCCAACAACGUCGCGAGAUAUGCAAACAGAUUGGCGAUUGGCUGCUCAUCAGGUCGUGUCAUAUUCCUUGUACUCUCAGAGCGAAACCCAAUUUCUAGCCUUUGA